GGGAGCACGGAGCUAAUCAAGUCGUUAGCCUGAGUCUGUGGAAGGAAGAGGUCAAAGCCUGGACGUUUGACUUACGUAGUUCGAGGAGCAAAGUACAUUGUGUGCGCGACACCGCCCAACAAACACCAACCGUGCUUGUGUAAAUGAUUAUGAAUUACUGACGUGGGGAGUAAAUCCGUCUCAGCGGAUGUUGGUGCUACUGCUAACGUCAAACAAACUUCAGUUACACCACGGACAGGCUGCGUUUUCUCCCAGCGCCAGGUUGACAGGCUCCUCCAGUGGAAUAUUUCUUUGCUCAGUGGUACCAGAGUGAAAGUCCUCAAGAGAGUUGUGAGAGGAGCUUCGUGUUCAUCCCCUCUCCCUGUCCAAACGUCCGGCCAGUAUGUCCAGUGAUCCUCCUCCUCCGUACCCCGGAGGUCCCAGUGCCCCACUCAUUGAGGAGAAGAAUGGACAACCAGAAACAGCUCCUUUAAGAACUGCUCCUCCACAGGGACAGCCCUUGCCUCCUGACUAUGGUCCUCCACCUUACGAGGCCACACAGCCAGGCUUCCUGCCCCCACAUGUCCCUGGAGAGGGGCCCAUGCCAAUGCAAUUGCCACCACCCCCACAAGGUGGCCCCUACCCUUUGCCUCCUGGUCACUUUCCUCACCCGAUGCCAGGGCAGAUGGGCCCCGGUCCCAGUCACUUUGUCCACAUGGGAGGUCACACAGCGACCGUCCUGGCUCCUCCAGGGUCAGCCACCACUGUCACCGUACUGCAGGGGGAAAUGUUCCAGACCUCACCGGUGCAGACUGUUUGUCCGCACUGUCAGCAGGCAAUCGUCACCCGCAUCUCACACGAUGUCGGUCUCAUGAACACACUCUUCUGCCUCUUCUGCUUCUUUGUAGGGUGUGAUCUAGGCUGCUGCUUGAUUCCCUGUCUGAUUGAUGACCUCAAGGAUGUGACACACACCUGUCCUUACUGUAAGGGCUACAUUUACACAUACAAGCGUAUAUGCUAACCACCGACAGCUGUAUGCUACAGAGACAUGUACAUGCACACACAUAAACCCAUGGCCCCUCCUGCUGGUAGUGACAGGCUUCCCCCCCAUUUUUGCAAAGUGUUGUGUAGCCCUCUUGAAUUGUAAGUGCAGUUUUCUCAUUAAUUCACGGAAUAUUUACUGUAUAUAUCUUUCAUCAUAGUUCUUUCAUGUAUAAACAUGCAUUUGAAAUGUACAAAUCUCACACUGAACAACUGAUGGCAUAGGGCGCUAGAGAUUGAUUGGCAGCAAACACACAGGUGCAUCUGAUCCUGUGUAGAAACCUGGAAAAAAGGCUUGUGAUGAUACGCAUGUAAAUGGGGAAAAAAAAAUCUAUGUAUACACCGAUAGCCUCAGUUAGAGAAAACUGUGAAAAUGGUCACUUUAUUUAUUUGAAUUCAUCUGUGAAUCUUGCUUAGAAGCAAGUAUGUUGAAGUCAGACAUGCUGGGUAAGCAUUAUUUUUCUCUUAUUUAUGUCAAAUAUUUUAUCCACUGUUUUAACAUGUUAAUCUUGAGAACUGUGAACAUUUUUGUCCAUGUCUGAUUUUGUUCUAAGGGACCUAGUUUUUCCUUUUUAUCAUGGUCCCUUUUUGAAUGUUUGCAAAUUAACCAACCAUUUUCAUCACGAUAAAAGGAUGAUUUGCUUGUUUGGGAAUGCCUAAGAUUGAUGUUAAUUGAUACAUGUUCUGGGCUUCAGUGAGCAGUCACAAAAUGUUGAGUGAUUUAUGGUUGAGCUGUUACACAUCAAUGCCCUCUGUCCAUGCUGUACUUAAUUUUGAGAAUAAAGCUUACUUUUGCACUUUAAGUUGAAACUGACAUUUCCCCUGUGACAGAUUCAUAAAAACUGUAGACUAUGGGUAAUUCUUUGUGUGAGGAAAGUCACAUAAGUAAUAACAUUUUAUAAUUUUAGCUUUCACUGGGUUAGUUGUUAGCUCAGUGAGCCCCACCAUACAUGCACUUUCUCAAGACUAUAGUAGAAUUAAAGUAGAGAUGGCAGACAGGGGGUUUUACUGUUACUGAUGGAGACACAAUGCAUGACAUCUCAGUAAUCUUGUGUGUCUCCGGCCAUAUGUUUCUAUCAUUAUCUGACAUUUGCUGCCACAGUAAACAGGUAGCUAAUUUAAAAUAGAAACGUUGGUUGGCAAACAAACAUGGUGGCACCAUCAUCACAUUGUUUAGCGCUGUUUAGCCUGUUACCCUCUUACUAUGGCAUCAGCCCUUUAAGAUUACCUGCAUUGCUCAGAUGCAUGUUAGAUAACAAAUGCAGAUGUCUUAACUAAUUACAAAAAAAGAAAUGUUUCUGCUAGGAAUAAGCUUAAAAUAAAAGACUGCAUUAGACAUCUUGCAAAAUGACAUCAUGAUUCCAAUUAGAUCAAUACUAACAAUGAAAAUACAAACAGCAUGUCCAAUCCACCAUUCACUUUCGUUCACCAAGUGCAGUCUGUCUGCAUGAGCCACACAUCGAAAUGAAUAACUCUCACAGGCUAGUUCCGUGACUCUGUGCAUUUGAGUCUUUUUUUCCCUCUUGAGGUUAGCUAAGCUGUGCAAGAAGGUCAAUUUUGAGUUAAAGGGUUGCAUUGAACUUUUAAUACAAAGUACAGUAUGCCAUUGUUGUGGAUAAUGCUGGUCUGCAUUGCUCUCUAAAUGUCUGUGAUAUGUAUAACUAUGUAAGUCAAAAUUUGUUUGACUGUUGUAUACAGGUAAUAUUUUAUCAAUAAAAAUUAUAACGUGA
Molecule: messenger RNA, 2750 nt
Organism: Toxotes jaculatrix (banded archerfish)
Lineage: Eukaryota; Metazoa; Chordata; Actinopteri; Toxotidae
Gene: cdip1
Product: cell death-inducing p53 target 1
Exons: 7
Coding region: 383-1000 (205 amino acids)
Biological process (GO): tumor necrosis factor-mediated signaling pathway; intrinsic apoptotic signaling pathway in response to DNA damage by p53 class mediator
Molecular function (GO): zinc ion binding
Source: RefSeq, a predicted model, not a curated record